Rhincodon typus (whale shark) is the source of this 1889-nucleotide messenger RNA. Its product is annotated as sodium-coupled monocarboxylate transporter 1-like. The record is from RefSeq and is a predicted model, not a curated record. The coding region runs from base 1 to 1707 and encodes 568 amino acids. NCBI's taxonomy places the organism in Eukaryota, Metazoa, Chordata, Chondrichthyes, Orectolobiformes, Rhincodontidae. Gene Ontology annotation, molecular function: organic acid:sodium symporter activity. Gene Ontology annotation, biological process: propanoate transmembrane transport; sodium ion transport. The transcript is spliced from 13 exons. Gene Ontology annotation, cellular component: membrane.
AUGUCUACUCCUAGCACUGCUGCGGGUGAGUUCACUGCGUGGGAUUAUGUAGUAUUUGUACUUAUGCUGGUCACUUCUGCACUCAUUGGAAUCUAUCAGGCAAUUAAAGCUAGAGGCCAGCAUAGCAAUGUCCAGUAUUUGUUGGGAAACAGACAGCUGAGGGCAUUGCCUGUGGCUUUGUCCCUUGCGUCCAGCUUUAUGUCUGCAAUUACAGUGAUUGGGACACCAGCAGAGGUUUACCGCUUUGGGGCCAUGUUCUUGAUUUUUUGCUUUACCUACGCCAUCGUGAUCACCGUCAGUGCUGAAUUCUUCCUGCCUGUAUUCUACAGACUGAAUAUCACCAGUACUUAUGAGUAUUUACUUAUGAGGUACAACAAAAUAAUUCGGUACAUUGGGACCUGUUUCUUCAUCACUCAAACUGUGCUGUACACUGGGAUUGUCAUUUAUGCUCCUGCACUAGCAUUGAAUCAGGUAACUGGAUUUGAUCUCUGGGGUGUUCUUGUUUCAACUGGUCUUGUCUGCACCUUUUACUGUACUAUGGGUGGUCUGAAAGCUGUGGUGUGGACUGAUGUGUUCCAGCUGACGGUUAUGAUCCUUGGGUUUGUGGCAGUGAUAAUCCGAGGUGCGGUAAUUCAUGGAAGUUUUGCGCAGGUGCUGAAUAUUUCAUAUCAUGGAGGAAGACUCAACUUCUGGGACUUUGAUCCAAGCCCAAUAAGACGACACACCUUCUGGACGAUCGUGGUUGGUGGAACCUUUGUGUGGACAGCUAUUUAUGGCAUCAAUCAGUCUCAGGUUCAGCGGUACAUUGCUUGUAGAAGCCAGUUUGAGGCUAAGCUCUCCUCUCCAUUCGUCUCAAUUGUUAUCCUGUUUCUGAACUGUCCUUCACCACAUGCAGUGACCUGGAGGCUGAUGCUGGCACAGAAUGAACUGGGAAAUUGGCACGCUAGGAGCGACAUGAGACUAUAUAUCACACAAAUAUAUCAGCCCUCCACUUUCUCUUCUGUUUUCCAGGCUGCCCUCACUAUUUUUGGGAUUCUUGGUGGUCCAUUGCUUGGGGUGUUCCUGCUAGGCAUGGUAUUCCGUUGGGCUAAUUCAAUUGGUGCACUAGCUGGCCUUGGUGUCAGUUUCCUACUGACAUUGUGGAUAGGAAUUGGUGGGCAUGUCUAUCGGCCACUACCUACUCAAACUCGACCAUUACCCCUCAGCACAGCAGGAUGUCUUGAUAUCGGCAUUAACACAUCACAAGCAGCGAGAGUAGGCCCCUAUUUAACAACACACCAUGCACCUGACCUGACCUCCAGACCAGCAAUUGCAGACACAUUGUAUUCAAUCUCGUAUCUUUACUUGAGCCCAAUAGGAACUGUGACUGUCGUGAUUGUUGGUUUGAUAGUCAGUUUGCUGACAGGAGGGAAGCAGAACGUGGUGGACAAGAAGCUGCUGAUGACUUACAAGGAUACACUAUGCUACACCUACUAUGUCAACAGAAGUCUGCGUUCUCUGAUGUUGCCCCCUCGGGACCAACAGGAUGUGGUUGCCAAGGAGGAGCUGGAAGCAAUAGCUGACACAGAAAAAGUCACCCCCAUAUUCACUGACCAGGAGCCCACAUCCACUGCCCAAGAGCCUGCAUCCACUGCCGAAGAGCCCACAUCCACUGAACAUGUGCCUGAUUCUGAGCAACAGAAUCAGGAAUCCACAACAGAGUUAUAGUUAGCAUGUGGGCUUUCUUCGAUAAAAGUACAGUGAACAAGUCAUCGGACUUUGGAGAUACCUAACACAAUGGCUUAAUGUCUGUGUAAAAUUGCCCUGUACACUACUCCAUCGAUCACUGGACCAGAAAUAACGUAAAGCUGUUCUUAUCACCCCUCCCAGUACUCCUAUUUCCCAAACUG